Messenger RNA from Lactuca saligna, 507 nucleotides. Lineage: Eukaryota; Viridiplantae; Streptophyta; Magnoliopsida; Asterales; Asteraceae. The record is from the annotation of a GenBank genome assembly.
AUGGAGAAAUUCGGGAUUCAUCUAUUGGCGCUUUUUCAUGUCUACCAGGUCCCACAACUGAAAUCGUGUUGUAGCAAAGCUUUGAUCGAACGGUUAACAAUUGAGAACUUAGUUGAUGUUCUUCAACUUGCGAGACUCUGUAAUGCACCUGAUCUUCACCUCAAAUGUGUAAAACUCGUGUCUAAUAGCUUCAAAUCUGUUGAGAAAACUGAAGGUUGGAAGUUUCUUCAUACCAAUGAUCCUUUCCUCGAGCUCGAAAUCCUCCAGAUCAUCGAUGAAUCUGAAUCGUUGAGGAAGAGAAGCAAGAAGCGUAAGAAAGAACAGAACUUUUAUCUUCAGUUGAGUGAAGCCAUGGAUUGUUUAGAACAUAUUUGCACAGAAGGUGCAAAAGGCUGUGGCAUCUCUUCAAACUCCAUUAUUCCAUCUGCGAACUACCUGAUUCAACCUAUGAUUCAAUGGAUGAUAUUGGUGAGAUUCUAGUUCUAUUGGAAUGGAAUCACGAAUUCC